Messenger RNA from Lates calcarifer (barramundi perch), 4259 nucleotides. RefSeq names its product G protein-coupled receptor 19 (gene gpr19). The transcript is spliced from 2 exons. The coding region runs from base 1521 to 2798 and encodes 425 amino acids. NCBI's taxonomy places the organism in Eukaryota, Metazoa, Chordata, Actinopteri, Centropomidae. Gene Ontology annotation, molecular function: neuropeptide receptor activity. The record is from RefSeq and is a predicted model, not a curated record. Gene Ontology annotation, biological process: G protein-coupled receptor signaling pathway. Gene Ontology annotation, cellular component: plasma membrane.
AGAGCAGACGAGUCGCAGAGAGAGAGAGAGAGAGGAGACCGGCAACGCGGUGUGAAGGUCGACAGGCAAAAAUAAUCAAUUAUUGAUUAAUGAAUCCAGAUGAUCUGAACACAGUAACACCAAUAAUAAUAAUAACAAUAACUCAUGUUUAUUUUCAGAGAACUUAAAAUGUAACACAACAGUAGAGAUCAGAACAUUAGAGUCAGACCAGCGCCCCCUGCUGACACACUUUUCCUUCUCUGCUCUUUAACACACUGCUGUGCUCAAACUGUCUUUGAACUAACGCUGCGUUCAGUUUACACUGGAAGUCUUCGGUCAGAGCCAGGAGUGACGUCACCUCCGAGUUAACAGCGUUUCAGUUGAGCUCACAGAGUCUUUGUAGCUGCUCUGUCGGAGUUUAUAGAGAACUUCAGAACAAAUCUGUUCCACCUGAAGACACAUAAACAGGAGCAUUAGCAGAGAGUUCACUGCUGUUGAUGUGAGGAGCAACCAUCUUGGAUUCUGAUGUCGGGUUUGGUGGCGUUGCUCCAACUUUCUGAGUUGGAAAUCUGACUUCAGGGGGCGUUCAGGUUCAAACUUCUGACUAGAAACUGGAACUGGAACUCACUAAUAUCACAUCACUGAGCCACUGUUGUGUAGUUUUAGUUUUUUUUCAUUGAAGGUAACCAGUGAAAUAUUAAUGUCAAUUACAAGAAGGUAAGCUUUAAGUCUGUUUCUUGUUGUUAGCAGUUCUGUCCAGCGUCCUGUGUCCUGUUCUUUCUCUAAUCUCAACAAUAACAAACAAUAAUUAGCUUGGAAAUGAGAAAAUACCAGUGAAGAUGUUCAGCUAAGAUCCUCAAAGAGUAAAAAACAAACAAAAACAAAAACUAGACUGUGAACAGAAAACAAACAUGGCAGAUACUGUAAAGAUGACUGGGGUGGGGGUGGGGGGGCAAACGCAGCUUUAUCCGCCCCUGCUGGUGAGAGAGCAACAUCCUUCUCCUCUUCAUCAGCUGCAGCUUCAUCCUUUAGUGGAUCUGUGGAGACAAACACACAGACAGGUGGACAGACAGACAGCCAUGAUGUCCGCUGCCUGCACGGACCUCCUCCUCCUCCUCCUCCUCCUCCGGGCUGCUCCUCGUCUCCUCUGAAUCACGGAGAAAAACACUGCUCUCCGCCGGUGAGUCCACCGACAAACACAAACACACGGACACCGGAGCUCAGCGGCACCGACACGUCUGAAUCAGCUCGGUUUCAUCACCUGUAGCCGACAGGAACCAGAGUCCGGAUUCAUUCUUUUUUUCUUUAUCGCGGUUUAACGUGUGUGUUUUAUCGUGUUUUCCCUCCUGCAUCAGUCUCCGAGCGAACAUGUCGGACAGGCCGGAUACAUGAUGCUGCUCUGCCUCCAGCUCCAGCUGUUUAUCUGUUUAUCUGUUAUUUGAUUACUGAUCGAUCGAUUUCUGAUCGAUCUAAAAGGUGAAGAUGAAUCCAGGACGCUGUGAUUCUGUCCACAGACUCCUCUCUGAUGCAGCAGUAUAGCUAUGGUUUAUGCCCAGUCAUCAAACACAGUUGGUGUCAAUCCCUCCCUUUACUCUCCAUCUUUCACCUAUCAGAUGUCAUUUAAUUAUUCUGAGAGGGAAAACUCGACUGUCCUGGCAACCUUACCCACCACUCCCCUGUGCAGCCUCGAGGGCUCGUCCUCCGGCCAGCCAAACAGGACCUUCACCUUCUAUGAGCUGACUUCAGGUGAGGUUGGCAUCCUGGGCUUGGUGUUCGGGGUACUCUGGCUGGUCUCCAUCCUGGGAAAUGCCCUCGUCUGCCUGGUCAUCCAUCGGAGCCGACGGACUCAGUCCACCACCAACUACUUUGUGGUGUCUAUGGCCUGUGCAGACCUGCUUAUGAGCCUGGGCUGCGCUCCAUUCAUCCUCCUGCAGGUCGCCUCAGGACGAUGGCCGCUGAGUGCUGCUGCCUGCAAAGCUGUACGCUACCUGCAGCACCUGUGCCCUGGUGUGCAGGUCUAUGUCCUGCUUUCCAUCUCUGUAGACCGCUUCUACACAAUUGUCUACCCCCUCAGCUUCAAGGUGUCCAGAGAGAAAGCGAAGAAGAUGAUCGUGGCCUCAUGGCUGUUUGAUGCAGCCUUUGUCUCACCCUGCCUCUUCUUCUAUGGAUCCACAUCUGCAGACAGCAAUCAUUGUGACUUUUUCCUUCCGGACAGCUGGGGCAGUAUAGCCUACGCCACCGUUCACCUGCUGUUAGGUUUUCUGGUCCCGGUAGCACUGAUUGCGUCAUUUUACCAGCGCGUGAUCCGCUACAUCUGGAGGAUUGGUGCAGACGGCCACACAGUGCGCCGGACUAUGAACAUUGUCCCACGGACUAAAGUCAAGACCAUCAAGAUGUUCCUCAUGCUAAAUUCAGUUUUCUUCCUCACCUGGACGCCCUUUUAUGUUGCCCAGCUGUGGCACCCGACAGAGUCCGAUGGACCCAGCAGGCAGGGGCUUCUGUUCUUCACAGCCAUCACCUGGAUCUCCUUCAGUUCCACGGCGUCCAAACCAACCCUGUACUCGGUCUACAACGCAAACUUCAGAAGGGGCAUGCGGGAGACCUUCUGCAUGUCAUCCAUGAAAUGCUACCGCAGUAAUGCUUACACCAUCACAGCGAGCUCUCGGAUGGCCAAAAAGAACUAUGUUGGGGUUGUGGACAUCCCAGUGCAAGCAAAGACCAUCACCAAGGACUCAGUUUACGAUACCUUUGACCGAGAAGCAAAGGAAAAGAAGGUAGCCUGGCCCACAAAUGCCAAUCCACCAAACACAUUUGUGUAAAUGACCUUGGAUGAUUUUGAAACUGUGAACAUACAAAAACAAAAUUGUGUGAAACUUUAUUCAACAACAGCACAUCAGUGUUGGCAGGUGAGCUAGCUGGAGGCUAACGUGCUAGCUCUGUAUUCGACUAAAAAAAAAAACUCACAGACACAGAAUGUGUUCAGUUUGUAUAAAGGGCUUUUUUUCUUAUGUAACACACCUUCUGGCAGCCAUAUUGGAGAUUCUCAACAGCUGUGAACAGCUAGCUGAUUUUAUACUUCAUAUUUUAAUCAUAGUUGGUUUCUGUGCUGUGUUUUGAUGGAUAGUUUUGCCACUGAUGCAUCAGAUUUUGUGUUUUGAUAAUGUCCGCUUGUUAGCUAGCUAACCAUAGUCUGUGGCCAUCUAUUAGUGACCUGUUGUAUCUGAUUUACUGCAGUAAUGCAUGUGGUAGAAGCUAACGUUAAGUAGCCGUUUGUUAACACUGACGUCAUCUGCUUUGCUACAUUAAGAGUAAUGGUGAGUUGGCUAGCUAACUAAGACUAAAAGUACACUUUGUUCAGGUUUAGGUUCAGACUCAAAAACUCACAAGAAAGAGUAGAUAUCAUAGAGCUGUGGAGGAGCUGUGGGAGGAGGAACAGGAGUUUUCAGGGCAGUUGGAUGGACAUUAAACUGUCCAGGUUGAAUGAAAAGAACUACCAACUACAAUGAAAGAAAAGAUGUGUUAACUACGACUUCUAAGGCACAUUUUGGUAAGAAACAUCCAUUGAAAAAGCUUUUGUGUCUGAUGUGUGUUCUGCUAAUGGAGUAGCUAAAGAUCCAGAUUAUGGUUGAAGAUCAUACUUUGUAGAAACCCAAUAAAACAUACACAGGUGAAUCAGUUCACCUUCAAAUUCUCAAUCGGUUAAGGCAACUGUUAAUGACUAAAACAUAAUUUCUCAGAAACAAUAACCCUACUUCCUGACAAACAAUGAUAUCUGAUGAUUCUGAAAAACAGGACGUUUUACUGUGGAGAGUAAACUCAUUAGCUCUAAUGUUUCACCACACCACAACAGUAAUAUCCAUAAUAAACACUAAUCAUUAGUUGCAGCCUUAGUUUUGAUCCUAACAGUUUGUCAGACUUUAAGUUAAUGUCCAGAAGCUGCAACAGCAGCAGAGUCUGCUCACCUGUCCUUCACUCACCUGAUCCUCACCUGUCUCAGCUCUGAUGCUUUUUACCUGCUUAUAAAAAACAAAAAAACAAAAACCACAUCAGCAUCGUGUGAUGAAACACUUGUGAAAUGUUCUGUAACCUGUCAAAUAUACUGUGAUUUAAAGGUCCAUGCUUUAUACUGCAGCUCUGUUUAAACACACACACACACACACACUUAGCCAACAUGUGGUUCUGAUGUUUUGAAGUUUGUCUCGACGAUGUGCUGCUGUACGUACAAAUAAAUUAUUCUUUUAUCAGUUUAAAUAUAUUUAGUAAAACCAGCAAAAAGCAAA